AUGGCGCCAUCAAGAAGCAGUGGUACAAUAGCUAAUGGCCAUAGUGAAGCAAAAACAGCCCCAGCAGCUAAUGAGAAAAAGCAACCUAUUGACAGCAUCCAAUUGGAAAACUUGCUACUUCGAGACGAAGAAAUAUUUCAAACGUCUUUGAACUCGGAUGAUUAUCUAGAUAGCCUUGCCCCAAUCAUCAAAAAUGCAGUCAAGCUGAAUGAGUUGAGUGGAUUGAUAACAAAGUUGAACGACAUAGUGCAGCAGAAGGAUGAGGAAUUGAAUCAAGUAUCUAUCGAGUCCAUGGACGAAAUUAAUCAGUGCAUGCAAACGAUCGCUAGCAUACAUAAAAGUGCAGACGAUUUGAAUGCCCAGUUUCUCACUGUCAAUCAAGGCUUGAAUAAAUCUGCAUUUGAACUAAUGACCAGGAAAAAAAGCUACACAAAGUACAAGGAAGUUUGCAAUAGAAUAAAUGAAACACAUGUCGUUUUGACCGAGUGUAUUCAAGUUUUGGAGUUGAUGAACAGGAUAUUGGACUUGAUAAAACAAACCAGGUAUUUCCUGGCGUUGAAGUUGAUUGAUGAAAUGACAAAUAUCCAUAUACAAAAGGUUGAAGAGUUUAGCUUUGCUAAAAAGAUUGUUGCAUCAACACCGCAUCUAACCAAGAUGAUUGAAGACGACUCAUUUGAGAACUUGACAAAGUGGCUAUCGAUCCAUUUGGAGAGAAAGUUGCGUCCAGUGGGGGAGACUUUAUAUGAAAACCUUGCUGAAUUGCAAGAUAUUUGGAGAGACCAACAAAACAAACACGAAAUGUAUAGACCAUACAAGUUGAACUCGCCAGUUGAGUUGAGUUUGAGAGAUCCACAUUUGAAUUACGACGUGUUUGAUGAUGAGUCAUUGCAGAUACCAUUGAAUAACGUUUAUGAUGCCAUCUUGGUGUAUCUGACGUUGCAUGAGUUGGAUACUCUUCGUGAUAUUUACUACAAGGAGUGGAUGAAGAAAUAUAGUAGGAUUAUUUAUCCACUCACGUCAGCUUCAGCUAACAAAAAGGAAAUUGUUUUCAGUAACAAUGAGCUAGAUGAAUAUUUGAAGAAGAUUGCGGCAUUUUUCGUAAUGGACAAACAAUUGAACUUGAUUACAAAGUUUCAGUUGCGUACAAAUAAUCAAUCGGACGAUUUGUGGAUAUCCUUUGUGUCCAAAUUGAAGCCUGUUUUGUUGUACAAUUUAAAGAGAAAUGAUUUUUAUGAUCUUCGGGAGUUGCAUGGAUUUAAGCAGAUUGUUGGUGACUUUAUGCAAAUUAUGGAUUCGAAUGAGUAUGAUAUUGUUGAACUUUAUGAAGUGUUGAUGAUUAUUUUCAAAGACUAUUUUGCUCCAUUAGUUGUACAAGAUUUUAGAAAACAGUAUAUUGGAGCCAUGCAGAAGGAAUUGUACACUUCGUUAGAAGUUGAUGAGAGGAAAUACAAUGAUAUCAUCAAGACAUUAUUUUAUCACAGGGAUGCCCCCUUUGCGCCACGGAAAGUUAAGAAUAGAUUCCCAGUUAAGCUUCCAUUUAGUGAAGAUUAUGCAACAUUUUGCAAAAUCUUGCACAAGCUCACCACUAGAACUUUGAAGUUUAUCGACGUUUACUACAACUACGAAAUCAAUGAAAUUAUAAACAUUAUUGUCAAUGAUAUCUUUGAAGAGUUUUUGGGAGAAAAGAAGGGUUAUGGAAUAGCAUGGGAGAUUGAAGAUUUCAUACGCAAAAACUCCACAAAUAAAGAAGUUACUGCUCAAAGUUUUGUUAAUUUGGAGCACUACAUCAUAGGUUUGAUUGAGAUUGGGAAACUUCUCAAUGUCAGACUAAGACAGGAGACGGGUAUGGGAAUCCACAAUAUCGACAAUAAUGGUACAUUCACUUUAAAGGCGGUGGAGACGUUUACCAAGUUGAAGAAGUUUUCCGAAGAGACCCUUUACCAAAUGGUUGACACAAAAUUGAAUGAAUUGUUAGACUUGGUAGAGUAUGAAGAUUAUGAACCGCCAGAACUGGAGCGCAACACAGAAGCCAAUUUUUCUGUCAAAGAUUUUGCCAUGUUUUUGGAAAAUUUGUUUACAUCCAUUUUCGAAAACUUGUCACCACAAUUGCGCACGUUGGGAUUGUUUAGAGCUUAUGACUUUGUCUCGCAAUACUUUUUAGGAAUACUACACGAUGCUCCUAGAUUCAACUCGGUGUUUAUUGACAAUUUUGAUUUGGAUAUCAAGUAUCUCGAAAAAUCGAUGAAAAAAUUGGGCCGUGUGGAAGAAGCGAUGGAUGAUGCAUCGCAAGGUAAUGUUUCAAUUGAUUCUACAUUUUCAGAGUUGCGACAAAGUGUCGAUUUAUUGAAGUUGGACAAUUACGAAGAAUAUUUGAACAAUAAUACUUACAGGACAAGAAAUUUCAGUUCCAUAAAAUUUGACAAAGGUUCGCGAUUGAUUAGCAAAAUGCAAGGACGCGACGAUGCUAUAUUGGCCCGUAACCCAAGUGUCCAACGCACCCCACAACGUACCAACACCAUAUCCUCAAUCUCGCAAUCCUUGUCGAGCAGGAAUUUCUCCGGUUUACGAGGGAACAGAUAUAAUGAUGAGGAGAGCACAUCUGGGUUGAACAUGAAUAACUCCAACCCCAAUUCGAGACCAGUUUCACCAUCACAAUCUCCUCGACCAGAAGCCGGAGCAAGAGCAUCCCCGGGGUUGGCAUCAAUGACUGGAUCUCUUUCAGGUUCGAGACUUAAAAAUUUUGCAGACCGAUUCAAACAGAAUGGUCAGAAUAACGGGCAAAAUGGGGAAUAG
This is a messenger RNA of Lodderomyces theae, 2793 nucleotides long. It is a transcript of the gene SEC15, whose product is annotated as Rab GTPase-binding exocyst subunit. The record is from RefSeq and is a predicted model, not a curated record. NCBI's taxonomy places the organism in Eukaryota, Fungi, Ascomycota, Pichiomycetes, Serinales, Debaryomycetaceae. Gene Ontology annotation, biological process: intracellular protein transport; Golgi to plasma membrane transport; exocytosis. Bases 1 to 2793 code for a protein of 930 amino acids. The transcript has a single exon. Gene Ontology annotation, cellular component: membrane; exocyst.